CAAUCACGAGAUCUGUUUGUUUUACAUUGUUUAGAAUAGAUCGGCAGACAUUGUAAACCCUCGUUUUCGGUCUCCUUCUUCCAUUCAACAACCUGCAUUGUUCGGAUCCGAUCCAAAUUUGAAUUUGAAUUUUAAAUCUUCUGGAGGUUGUCAAUUUGCGAACGUUGUGAUUCUGUGUUGGAAACUCCACGGAUCUGAUCCUGAACGUUCCUGUAUUUGAGAUCGGCAUUUUUGAAAUAUAAUUUUCUUUUCUCUGAGAAGAAUCUUAAAGUUUUGUUGAUAAUUAUUUCUGAGAAUUUGAUGUUUUGAACAACUGUUUUAAACUUUAGAGCCAUUUCGAGGGUUGAAUAAUUUGUUUGAGAUGGAUCUAUCUUCUAUCAGCGAAGAAUUAGCCGAGAUCGACGGACAAGUCACCGACAUUUUCCGUGCUUUAUCGAAUGGUUUCCAGAAAUUGGAGAAGAUCAAGGAUGCCAAUAGACAGAGUAGGCAGUUGGAGGAACUUACAGAGAAGAUGCGUGAAUGUAAAAGGCUUAUCAAAGAGUUUGACAGGGAAGUUAAAGAGAUGGAGAGUGGAAAUGAUCCAAACACCAACAAGAUGUUGAGUGAGAAAAAACAGUCAAUGGUGAAAGAGUUAAAUUCAUACGUGGCUCUUAAAAAGCAACAUCAAGCCAAUCUUGAAAACAACAAACGAGUUGAUCUCUUUGAUGGACCUAAUGAAGGGUUUGGUGAAGACAAUGUCUUGUUAGCUUCAUCUAUGUCAAAUCAACAGCUAAUAGAUAAUGGAAACCGGAUGAUGGACGAGACUGAUGAAGUUAUUGAGAGGUCAAAAAAGGUUGUUCAUGACACUGUCAAUGUUGGAACAGAGACAGCUGCAGCUCUGAAGGCUCAGACUGAACAAAUGAGUAGGAUUGUUAAUGAACUAGACUCUAUCCAUUUCUCAAUCAAGAAGGCUUCUCAACUCGUCAAGGAAAUUGGUAGGCAGGUUGCUACUGACAAGUGCAUAAUGGCAUUGCUGUUCCUUAUUGUCAUUGGAGUCAUCGCCAUCAUUAUUGUCAAGCUUGUUAACCCAAACAACAAGGACAUCCGAGAUAUUCCAGGAUUAGCUCCACCUGCCAUGAGUCGAAGAUUACUUUGGAAUCCUAGUUAAAGAGUUAGAUAUUGACCUCCCAUGAGAUUGCUGAGGUGAUCUGAAACCUGAUUGGAACCAUUAUUAGAGUAGCUUGUGCUGCUAUUAGGGGUACCCAGCAUUGCAGAUUAACAGGAGUGGUGUCUUUGUUGGUAGGUUUUCUGUAGAGAACGGCAGGCUUUCCCAUUUGCUUGAUCCCUGAAUUGUAUGGCGGCUUAUUGAGAGAUUUAAUCAUAUGAGGUGUGGAUGGUUAAUUUAUUUCUUUGUUGGAUGGAUAACCUCCCCUUUUGAAUUGAAGGAACCCUUGAAAUUGUGCAUUUGAGAUUCUAUUGGUUCACAUAUUGUAUAAUCAUCUGUAUCAUUUGAUAAUUUGUUUUUAUUUGUGAAAAUUUAUUGUUACUUGUAUAAUAGCAGUUGUUGUA
Molecule: messenger RNA, 1548 nt
Organism: Pistacia vera
Lineage: Eukaryota; Viridiplantae; Streptophyta; Magnoliopsida; Sapindales; Anacardiaceae
Product: novel plant SNARE 11-like
Exons: 10
Coding region: 362-1147 (261 amino acids)
Biological process (GO): vesicle fusion; retrograde vesicle-mediated transport, Golgi to endoplasmic reticulum
Cellular component (GO): SNARE complex; late endosome membrane; endoplasmic reticulum membrane
Molecular function (GO): SNAP receptor activity; SNARE binding
Source: RefSeq, a predicted model, not a curated record